Messenger RNA from Harpegnathos saltator (Jerdon's jumping ant), 1135 nucleotides. Its product is annotated as protein ALP1-like. The transcript is spliced from 5 exons. NCBI's taxonomy places the organism in Eukaryota, Metazoa, Arthropoda, Insecta, Hymenoptera, Formicidae. The coding region runs from base 580 to 1125 and encodes 181 amino acids. The record is from RefSeq and is a predicted model, not a curated record.
ACGCAAUGGUGCAGUAUUCAGCAGUAUUUAAUAUGGCGCACAACAGACACAAUAGGCUUGUUAUACCUAAUAUAUUAGUUGAACUAGAACUUGAGUCUUCAGAUGAAGAUUUUGAUUUAAUACCACCAUUACCACCACCACUUUUGGUUGAAGAUAAUGAUGAUCAUAAUGAAUUACAAAUAUUUCAUCCAGUUUUUGGAAUGAUUCAACGAAUAGAACACAUAAAAAUAAAUAAUUAUGUGGAAAACAUAGUCCAAAAUUAUAACAACAUCGAUUUCAUUAUGCACUUUCGUUUAUCAAGAGAAGUAGCAUACGAUUUAAUAAACCAAUUCCGUGUAUCUGAGAUAUUUACUUCCUUACAAAAAGGAGGACGUUUACUGGAGAAGUUACUGCAGAAAAACAAAUUUUAUGUUACCUAUGGUUUGUAGGCCAUGAAAGUGCUGGUUAUCGUGAUGUGGCUGACAGAUUUGGAAUAACUUAUUAAUGUUUUGCAUAAAGUUAUUACCAGAAUAAAGUUAUUACUAGUAACUGAUUUUAUUAUGUAUUUAGCACCCAAUAUUAUUCGAUAUCCAACUGCAGAUGAAAAAGAAGAAAUAUGCUUCUCAUUAUCGCAAUGAGAAAGAGUUCCCUGGUGUAAUUGGUGCCAUAGACGGAUCCCACAUUAGAAUUGACAAACCUACAGAAGAUCCCAACUCAUAUAUUAAUCGGAAACAAUACUUUUCAUUGUAUAUCCAAGGCGUAGCCAACCACAAUAUGAAAUUUCUUGAUGUAUUUGUCGGAUAUCCUGGCUCCGUCCAUGACACGAGAGUAUUUAAAAAUUCACCAGUUCGUAAUGAUCUUCAUGAACUUUGCAGAGAUAAUUAUUAUUUAUUAGGAGACAGUGCGUACCCUUGCUUAAAACAACUAAUUGUCCCAUUUAAGGAUAAUGGGUACUUGACACAUGCACAAAGAAAUUUUAAUCAAAAAUUAAGUUCUUGUCGCGUAAUUAUAGAGAAUGCUUUUGGUUGUCUAAAACAACAGUUUAGGCAGUUAUAUUACUUCAAGUUACGUGAUAUAGUAAGAAUGGUUCGCAUUAUACAUGCUUGUUAUGUAUUUCAUAAUAUGGCGAACGCAGGAGAAAUAUAAUAUUUUGAAG